AUGACAGCAAGCUACUUCCGGAGAAACGAGACAAACGGUGACCCAUCCAGACUGUUAGUUGCAGCUACUGUCAAUAGGAAUAGCGACAACAAUACUGUCGAAAGUGUUGAUCAUGGUCAUGCAAUUUACUCACUUCUACUGUCAUCAUUUGCCAGUGAACUGAGUAAACAUCAACAAAGAGUGUUCACGGCGCUUUUAUUUUAUACAAAAGUGCAUGGCGCUGCAAACAAGGCAAACACAACUAUGCUUCCACUUCGUGUCCCAGAAGAGCCAAAGGUACUCCGGAAACUAGUCACUGAUGGUACCAAAUCCAUUCGAGACGUUCUUUCCCGACCAACAAUCGAAAUCCUGGGUAUCUCUGGUUAUGUCUACGUUUCCAUCCAGGAAAUCGUCCAGUACCGGUACCAUUUGGCAAACCGGAAACGGCUGGAAGCACUCGUGGACCUUCCCUACAGUGCUGCUGUUCGGACCCUCCAUGGAUCCUCACCACGCGAAAAGAAACUCGCAGCGUGGUGUUCCGAGGAUUCCAAAGAUGCUAUUCCGGUUGAAGUCGUCUUGUGGUCGGAUGACUUUGAUCCCAACAAUACCAAAAAAAACAAGGGAUCAGCCCAUUGUACCUUCGCUUCCAUCGGCACACCACAAGACGACUACCAUUCUGGAUGCAACACUUAUCUUCUUUCUCUGGGACCAAGCAGCGGAGACGAACGCGCUGUCAAAUCAAAGAUAGCAGAAGAACUCAUAAGACUUUCGCAUCCCACAAGUUUCUACUGGCCUGUUAUGGCUCGAAAGGUAAACACAAAAUAG
This is a messenger RNA of Cylindrotheca closterium, 804 nucleotides long. The record is from the annotation of a GenBank genome assembly. NCBI's taxonomy places the organism in Eukaryota, Bacillariophyta, Bacillariophyceae, Bacillariales, Bacillariaceae.